GUCAAGACCCUGCAGCAGGGAAGUGACGUGACGCCCCCACGUCAACAUGAAUGAGGUGUCCAUCAUUAAGGAGGGGUGGCUGCACAAGAGAGGUGAAUACAUCAAAACUUGGCGGCCCAGGUACUUCCUGCUGAAGAGCGAUGGGUCCUUCAUUGGGUACAAGGAGAAACCUGAAACGUCUGAGCACAGCUUGCCCCCUUUGAACGACUUCUCUGUGGCAGAGUGCCAGCUCAUGAAGGCGGAGCGACCCCGGCCCAACACCUUCAUCAUCCGCUGCCUGCAGUGGACGACCGUCAUUGAGAGGACCUUCCACGUGGACUCCCCCGAAGAGCGCGAGGAGUGGAUCCGGGCCAUUCAGAUGGUUGCCAAUAGCCUGAAGAACCAGGAGCCGGAAGAGGACCGGAUGGACUACCAGGGCGGCUCUCCCGGGGGCAGCACUGGGGCAGAGGAGAUGGAAGUGGUGGCUGUGACCCAGGCCCGGGCCAAGGCGACAAUGAACGACUUUGACUACCUGAAGCUCCUGGGCAAGGGCACUUUUGGGAAGGUCAUCUUGGUGCGUGAGAAGGCCACUGGGCGCUACUACGCCAUGAAGAUCCUGCGCAAAGAAGUCAUCAUCGCCAAGGACGAGGUGGCCCACACUGUCACUGAGAGCAGAGUCCUGCAGAACACCAGGCACCCUUUCCUCACGGCACUGAAAUAUGCAUUCCAGACCAACGACCGCCUCUGCUUUGUCAUGGAGUACGCAAAUGGAGGGGAGCUCUUCUUCCACCUCUCCAGAGAGCGGGUCUUCACCGAGGACCGAGCCCGCUUCUACGGGGCUGAGAUAGUGUCUGCCUUGGAGUACCUCCACUCGCGGGAUGUCGUUUAUCGAGACAUCAAGCUGGAGAACCUCAUGCUGGAUAAAGACGGACACAUCAAAAUCACAGACUUUGGCUUGUGCAAGGAGGGCAUCACCGACGGGGCGACGAUGAAGACCUUCUGUGGGACGCCAGAGUACUUGGCCCCAGAGGUGCUGGAAGACAACGACUACGGGCGGGCUGUGGACUGGUGGGGCCUGGGGGUGGUCAUGUACGAAAUGAUGUGUGGGCGCCUCCCCUUCUACAACCAAGACCACGAGCGCCUCUUUGAGCUCAUCCUGAUGGAGGAGAUCCGCUUCCCACGCACCCUGAGCCCGGAGGCCAAGGCCCUGUUGGCUGGCCUGCUCAAGAAGGAUCCCAAGCAGAGGCUUGGUGGAAGCCCCAACGAUGCCAAGGAAGUGAUGGAGCACCGCUUCUUUGCAGCCGUCAACUGGCAAGACGUGGUCCAAAGGAAGCUCAUCCCUCCCUUCAAGCCCCAGGUGACCUCUGAAAUUGACACCCGGUACUUUGACGAUGAAUUCACGGCACAGUCGAUAACCAUCACCCCACCUGACCGAUAUGACAGCCUGGACUCGCUGGAGGCAGACCAGAGGGCCCACUUCCCGCAGUUCUCCUACUCGGCCAGCAUCCGGGAGUAGGCGGGCAGCGGUCCC
This is a messenger RNA of Heteronotia binoei (common prickly gecko), 1510 nucleotides long. RefSeq names its product AKT serine/threonine kinase 2 (gene AKT2). The transcript has 13 exons. NCBI's taxonomy places the organism in Eukaryota, Metazoa, Chordata, Lepidosauria, Squamata, Gekkonidae. The record is from RefSeq and is a predicted model, not a curated record. Bases 47 to 1495 code for a protein of 482 amino acids. Gene Ontology annotation, biological process: protein phosphorylation. Gene Ontology annotation, molecular function: ATP binding; protein serine/threonine kinase activity.